CCGGGUGGCGGGCGACAGCGGCCGGAGGACGCCCCGGCUGCGGGAGGCGGGGAGGUGGCUCCGUAGCGCCCAGGCAAGUAAACCAAAGAAAACGGCUUUUUGUCCAUCGCUUCUGCUCUCGUUUGGAAUUUGAUUUGCAUCAUCUCGGAGCCCAUUAAAGGAAAAAAAAAAAAGCAAAGGCUGAACCAAACCCACACAAAACAUGUUGUGCGGAAGGACUUCCACUCCCUGGAUGUGCUAUUAGCGUUAGCAAUCAGGAAGAGCUGUUGGGGGCUGCAGGAUCUCGCUAGUCUGAUGCUGCUGCUAAAGGUUUUGGUGCAGAGAGACAAAACUGCUGCUUCUUCCAUCCCCUAAUCUGCAAACAUCUGCAUUUUGCUGCUGCUGUGCUCCGUCUCACAUCCUCUCUCCAUGGACUGAUUUUAUUUUUUUUCCCUUUUUUGGGGGGAAAGCACAGACGGAAAAUCAAGACAUCGCAUUGAGAGAAGCGACAUUGUAUUUCUGUCUUGUGAUCUGGUGGAUCUGAUUUGAGGUUAAUCUUUUUGGAAAAGAAAACAUGACGUCGCCAGCAAAAUUCAAAAAGGAUAAGGAGAUAAUAGCUGAAUAUGACACUCAAGUUAAAGAGAUCCGUGCCCAAUUGGUAGAGCAGCUGAAGUGCCUUGACCAACAGUGCGAGCUUCGGGUCCAGUUGCUGCAGGACUUGCAGGAUUUCUUCCGCAAGAAGGCAGAGAUUGAGAUGGAUUACUCAAGGAAUUUGGAGAAGUUGGCUGAGAGAUUCCUGGCUAAAACUAGGAGCACCAAAGACCAGCAAUUCAAGAAGGAUCAGAAUGUGUUAUCACCAGUCAAUUGCUGGAAUCUCCUGCUAAAUCAAGUGAAGCGGGAGAGCAGGGAUCACACCACUCUAAGUGACAUCUAUCUCAACAACAUCAUCCCACGCUUCGUCCAGGUCAGCGAAGAUUCGGGGCGCCUGUUCAAGAAGAGCAAGGAAGUGGGAUUGCAGCUUCAGGAAGACUUGAUGAAGGUCCUGAAUGAACUGUACACGGUUAUGAAAACCUACCAUAUGUACAAUGCUGACAGCAUCAGUGCUCAGAGCAAACUGAAAGAGGCAGAGAAGCAGGAAGAAAAGCAGAUUGGGAAGUCGGUGAAGCAAGAGGACAAGCAGACACCACGCUCCCCUGACUCAACUUCUAACGUCAAGUUUGAAGAAAAACACGUUCGAAGAAGCUCUGUCAAAAAAAUAGAGAAAAUGAAAGAGAAGCGCCAAGCAAAGUACACAGAAAAUAGACUGAAGGCUAUUAAGGCAAGAAACGAGUAUCUACUAGCUCUGGAAGCCACCAAUGCAUCUGUAUUCAAGUAUUACAUUCAUGACCUGUCUGAUCUCAUUGAUCAGUGUUGUGACCUGGGAUACCACGCUAGCCUCAACAGAGCUCUCAGGACAUUCUUGUCUGCUGAGCUAAACCUGGAGCAGUCAAAGCAUGAGGGUCUGGAUGCCAUUGAAAAUGCUGUUGAGAACCUGGAUGCCAACAGUGAUAAGCAGCGCCUGAUGGAGAUGUACAACAAUGUCUUCUGCCCACCUAUGAAGUUCGAAUUUCAGCCACACAUGGGUGAUAUGGAGUCACAGUUAUGUGCCCAACAACCAGUCCAGAGUGAGUUAGUGCAGAGAUGCCAGCAAUUGCAGUCCAGAUUAUCUACGCUUAAGAUUGAAAAUGAAGAGGUUAAAAAGACUAUGGAAGCUACACUCCAGACAAUCCAGGAUAUAGUCACAAUAGAGGACUUUGAUGUCUCUGACUGCUUCCAAUACAGCAACUCUAUGGAGUCUGUGAAAUCCACCGUCUCGGAAACGUUCAUGAGCAAACCAAGCAUUGCCAAAAGACGAGCCAACCAGCAGGAGACAGAGCAGUUCUAUUUCACGAAAAUGAAGGAGUAUCUGGAAGGCAGGAACCUGAUAACAAAGCUUCAAGCCAAACACGACCUUCUUCAGAAGACCCUGGGAGAAAGUCAGCGGACUGACUGCUCUCUUGCCAGCGGCAGGCGCAGCUCCACCAUAAGAAAGCAGGAUUCCUCACAAGCCAUUCCCCUGGUCGUGGAGAGCUGCAUACGAUUCAUUAGCAGACAUGGUUUGCAGCAUGAAGGAAUAUUCAGAGUGUCUGGUUCGCAAGUUGAAGUGAAUGACAUAAAAAAUGCGUUUGAGAGAGGGGAGGAUCCGUUGGCUGGGGACCAGAAUGACCAUGACAUGGAUUCAAUAGCAGGAGUUUUGAAGCUCUAUUUUCGAGGACUGGAGCACCCUCUCUUCCCGAAGGAUAUCUUUCACGAUCUAAUUGCUUGUGUCACAAUGGAUAAUUUGCAAGAGAGAGCGCUCCAUAUCCGGAAGGUGCUGCUGAACCUGCCGAAGACCACUCUGAUUGUAAUGAGAUACCUCUUUGCAUUCCUCAAUCAUUUAUCUCAGUUCAGUGAAGAGAACAUGAUGGAUCCGUAUAAUUUAGCCAUCUGCUUUGGGCCAACACUGAUGUCUGUGCCUGAAGGUCAUGAUCAAGUCUCCUGCCAAGCUCAUGUCAAUGAGCUGAUUAAAACCAUCAUCAUCCAACACGAGAACAUCUUCCCAGGACCAAGGGAGCUGGAGGGUCCAGUCUAUAGUAGAGGGGGAAACACUGAGGAUUACUGCGAAAGCCCUCAUGGAGAGAGAGCCUCAGCAGAAGACUCGGUUCAGGAUGUCACAGCUGAACACCACACCAGUGAUGAUGAGUGUGAGCCCAUAGAAGCGAUAGCGAAGUUCGACUACAUUGGCAGGACUGCACGAGAGCUGUCCUUUAAGAAAGGAGCUUCUCUCUUACUCUAUCAGCGGGCCUCAGAUGACUGGUGGGAGGGACGCCACAAUGGAAUUGACGGCCUUAUUCCUCAUCAGUAUAUCGUCGUUCAAGACACUGAGGAUGGUGUCUCUGAAAGAUCCAGUCCGAAGUCUGAAAUAGAAGUAAAUUCUGAGCCACCAGAAGAGAAAGUGACCGCUAGAGCUGGUGCCAGCUGCCCAAGUGGGGGGCACGUCGCAGAUAUUUAUCUUGCAAACAUCAACAAGCAAAGAAAGAAAACAGAGUCAGGCAGCAUCAGAAGAGCCUUCCGUCAAAGUGACAGCCAUGGACUAGGUAGUUCAAUGGCAGAACCCGCCUCCCCAGGAGCCAUAGCCAGUUCCAGACCCUCAUCUCAGCCCAUUAUGAGCCAAAGUCUUCCCAAGGAGGUUCCAGAUAAAUGCUCCAUCAGUGGCCAUGGCAGCCUCAAUUCCAUCAGCCGACACUCAUCCUUGAAGAACAGGAUAGAGAGCCCACAAAUCCGGAAAACUGUGACAGCAGGGAGGUCCAAGAGCUUCAACAACCAUCGGCCGAUGGACCCUGAAGUAAUUGCACAGGAUAUUGAAGCUACUAUGAACUCUGCUCUGAAUGAGCUGCGGGAGCUGGAGAGGCAAAGCAGUGUCAAGCACACGCCAGAUGUUGUCCUCGACACCCUGGAGCCUUUGAAAACGUCGCCAGUGGUGGCCCCCACCUCAGAACCCUCCAGCCCCCUGCACACUCAGCUCCUCAAGGACACUGAGCCCGCCUUCCAGCGCAGCGCCAGCACGGCCGGCGACAUUCCCUGCACCUUCCGGCCCGUGAAGUCAGUCAAAAUGGCCACGCAGGUGAAGCCUCCGGCCACUCGGCCCAAGCCCACAGUUUUCCCCAAAACAAAUGCCACAAGCCCAGGCGUUGCCUCCUCUGCCCCUCAGCAGCCUACUGACAAGUCCUGUACUGUCUGAUAAACGUGAUGCUGCUCUGUGGAUAUAACUCUGUUCCUUCAGACGAGGAGACUCAGUUAAAGACAGAACAGUUCCUAUUUAACUGAUUGGUUUUGAGCUUGUACUGAAGGUUAGCGAUGAACUGCUGCUUGCUGCUGGGAGCACUUCCUGGGAGUAAACUGAGUGGUAACAGCCUCUUCCCAUGUACCUGCAUCAGUGGUGGUUGUAAGGCAAAACAGUUGACACUGAGUAGAUUCAGUAUUGGGUCUCUGCGAAGCUGAGGAGGAAAACACACAAAGAGCGCUGAGUUGGAUCUUGGUUUCUAGUCAAUACCUUCUUCAAGUGUUUGGCCACCAGAAGAAGUAUUUAGUGGCAUCAUGUUUUGAAUACUGGUGUAGUGACUUCUGUGUUUCAUUUAUCACAGGGAAACAAUAGGAUAGAUUUUAGUCUAUUGCAUGUUUUGGUGCCACUGGUUACGUGGAGCUUGGACAUGCCUGGUUCUUGUGCAUUGUUAUUAUAAUCCUCUCAUCGCCCGCUGGUGCCACAGUGGUUAAGGGUCUGUCUCAACUUCCAUCACAUCCUCUGGUCUGGUUUGUUUGCUCCCCUCUUCCUGCCUCCAGGACCAAAGCUCUUGGCUAUCCAGCCUCAUCCUUUAGUCGACACUUGUCAUGAAAAAUAGUUUACUCUGGAACACUCUUAGAUUUUGUGGAGUUAAACGUAAUGUGUCUGUGCAAAUAUAAACAAACAUGUUCCUGAGGUUUAGGAGCAUAAGAAAGAGCCCAGUUGUUGCUUAUGGACAAUCUAGCUGUUUUCCCCUCUUUGCUCUCCCCUGUUUAAAAACAGCUUUAUUGUUUUUUAGUGUACUUUUCAGGCCAUAGGCUAUGAUGUGAUGUGUGGUCUCAGGAGACUGAAUGUAAAAACAAGCUGACGUUUGAGAGCUAAACGUCCUCUGAUGGGAGUUCAUUUACUAACGCACAUGUUCUUGUUUCGAUCACGCAUCAGGAUGGAUCCUUACCAAAAUCCUAGUUACAAGCACUGUAAAAACUGCAAUCGGAAGUUCUCAAGCUUUGUAUCUUCUGCUUCUUUCUGGCUGGUGGCCGUGAGUGCUGGGAGCUGCUGGAGAGGUCUCUGCUCUCAUAGAGCAGUGUGGGAGUCGCUGCUGGGCACGGGGAGGUGCCAGCGUGCAGCUUCUGGAGUGGUAACUGCCCUGCCUCCCUAGGACCCUGCAGACACCUGAAGGAAUUCCCAGUGUUUGACCUGGUAGGCAGGGGCUGCUCCAGCCACUCACAGGCUGCAUGAACUCUUUUGUACUCUACUGAGAAUUUUCCACAACGCUAAUGUUUAUUUAAUUGCAAAAAAAACCAACAAGGCACGUGCCACUUGGAAUGGUGAAGGAGAUCUCACAGUCCUGCAAGAGAGGAGACUCUGGCUUGACCCUCAGUUCACCUUAUUCCAAAAUUCUUCGGGAUUUAAACAACAAAAAUAAAGGUGCACAUCUUACAUUUGCAUCAAAUUCAGGCAAGGACAAGAUAAGAAAGGUCAUUUUUCUCUCCCAUUUAGCUGUUUAUUUUAAAUUCAUGUGUUUCUCACACUUAGCUUCCUUGUGACUGCAUUGUCAUUCUAAUUGGCACUUGGUAAUUAACAAAGAAGAAACAGCUCUUGCAUUUCUCAGAGCAGUUUCUGAACUGUGCUUUUCUGAUUCAUUUAGGAUGUUGCUGGGAGAGAUGAGCAGGGUUUUCCCCCUCCCCAUACGCACACCCCUGUCUCUACAGAAGUAAUAUCUCCAUAUAAUGAUGAUUUUUUAAAACGCCAACUUUCUCUGUGCCCUAAAUUAAGAACAUAUGAAAACUGGGGAAGGCCAGUAAGAUUUCAGUGCAAACACUUACUCCUUUCUCCUCGGCUGCCACGUAGCAGCAGUUCCCCGUGGAUGUGUGUGACCCUUGCUGGACCUUCCCCUGUUCCUCUCGCAGGGGAAGAUCCCCGACAGUGCGACCAGCGACCUUUGCUCUCAGGUUCUGAUGGACUUCUACCACCAAGGAAUCACUUGUUCUUUUGGGGAAAAGUAGAAUUUGACUUGUAAUUUUUUGCUCAGGCAGAAACUUUCUUGCAUUUACUUUGAAGUAGGGAGUUUUUCAGGUUUCUUUUCUUCUUGGUCGUGAGCGACCAAAGUUAAUCUGUGUCAAGAGCAGGAUCUCUGUAGAUUUACUUCGACUCAUUUGUAAUGCCUUAUUUUCUUUAUAUUUUUAUGCCUAGCAUUCAUGUUUCUAAGAAUAAGUGUCCAGCUGCACACAGCACAUUUGGAGGAGAUGCUCUUUUCUAUCUUUGAGGUCUGAAGUGUGAAUGGAAAAUACGAGAUUAAAAAACAAAAAGACUCCAGGUUACUGUAACAGCAACUGUCUGUAUAUGAAUUCCUGUGCUUAUCUCUAGCAUCCACAGCUCUGGGACAAUCCUGCUGUCAAGGGGAAUCUGCUUAGCAGGAUAACCUCUGUCUUGAGCAACUCAACUGGAAUUUUGGUGUGCACUGUGAUUGACACUUAAACUUACAGCAAGCAAUAUGGCAGGCUGGAGGUUGUCCUUCCUCUUCCGUGUGCUCUGGGUCCAGCCAGCCAGCAGAAAAUUCACACGCACACACAAGAGAACACAGAAACAGAUAAAGGAAACUGCUUAGCUUGUCUGCUCCACUCUGAGCACAGAGGGCUAACAGAACAUUUACCGCGAUUGUUUUACGACUGGGAGAGGUGGGAAAGGAGAAACUGGAAAUGUCAUCACUGCUCCCUGCAAAACCAGUGGGCAUCUUGGAGAAGAGACCAGUGCGGAGGGUACAGUGCAGUGGCUUGCCUGGGGAGGUAUCAAUGUUACUUCAUGUCUUCAUAUUCAGAAGAAAUAUUAGCUCUUCCAUGGAAAUUCUCUUUCAUGACUUUUCUGUAAUGUUUGUGUCAGAUAUAAAGACAAGAAGUGUUUGAUAACUGGAAUAACGUCUGUCUGUUUGAUAGUGCUUUGUAUGAACAAAGGAUUUUCCUGUUCAUCGGGUGUUGGAUUGAAAUAAUCCAAAGCUAAACUUUUAAAAUAAAAUAUGAUUUUAGGUGACCAGUCUUAACAGUUUCUGAAGCUCUAACCUUUUAUGUUUUAUCUCCCUAGUUGGGAAUGGAGCAGUGUGCUUUACCAAUCGCUAAAUUUCUGCCUCUCUAAGGUAAUCCAAAGGCUCGCAGUUUAUAAGCUGUACGUUUGUUCUUCAUGUCAGAGCAGUGGAACAUGAUCAGACUCUCUCACUUUAUCUGUACUGGUUAUUUUGUUGCAAUGAAAGUGAUUAAAAUAAUUAGAGUGCACUGUGACAGCAGAAAAAACAACAUUGUAUAUGUAUGUAUUUUGAUACCUGUUCAGAAAGAGUCUUUGGGUUCCUGUGCUGAAUACCUCAUGCGUUGGGUUUGGGGAGUUUCUGUUGAUUUGGGGUUUUUUUAAUAUUCUUUUUUUUUUUUAAGGCAAGAUUGUUCUUGCACAAAAGUAGGUUAAGGUAACCAAGUUCUCAUGCAUUUAUUUACUGACUCAAAGCACUUCAAGUUUUGGCAAGAAAUUCCAUCUGUUUCAGUUCCCCACCUCACACUGGGUGUGGGACAAGCAGUUGCUCGGCUGCUCACCUGUGCCCAGGGCAGAGCUUCAGCACCAUCAGGAUCAAAGAGGUUGUGGCAGAUGGAGUUUGCUGCCUUAUUUCUCUUCUUCUGGCCCUCAGACUCUCACAUUCAAUUGAGCUUUGGGGAUUUGUUAAGCAUUUGAGAGAUGUUCUUCAAUAGGAAUGAAAGUCUCCAGAUAGCACUUCAGGUCCUUCACGUGUGUGUCUCGGGUAGAGUGGAACAGUCCAUCACCUGAUGAGAUAUGUAUGGAGGGAACACUUGGAAGAGAUGGUGCCUCAGCAGGGCAUGGUUAGAAUCACAGAGUCAUAAUGGUUGAAAAAGACCUUUUAACAUUAUCUAGUCCAACCACUAACAUCACCCUGCCAAGCCCAUCGCUGGUUUGCCAGUGAGGAUGGAAAAACAACCCUUGAGACGGUUCCAUGAUGUGCAGCAGUCCGGGCCAUGUCCCGUGGAGGGGUGAGCACAGGCCUGAGGUGGAGCACAAGAGCAGUCUCUGCCUGUUACCCCUUGAGUGGAAGCGUGGAGUGAGCCUGUCUUGAGGCUGAGUAUAGAAGGGUAGAUAAAUGCCUCUACACAGUGGCCUGUGAACCAGGAGCUAGGAAAACUGCUUUAAAAAGAAACAAAAACUGAAAGGAAACCAGAAGCAUGUGGACACUCCCAUUCCUAAUGAGCCUGUCCAGACCAGAAAAUGAGUGUAACAAGCUGGGGACGGUUUUAUUUGGAGAUUGAUUGAUUGAUUUUAGUUUUCACAAAAACAAGGAUUGUUCUUGUGGUCUUUCCUGGCCUGGGCUGCCCUCUCCCAGCUGCAGCUCCAGCCCCAAGGCUGUUCUAGCGCGCACAGGUACCACUUGAGGCCUUGGUGCAAGGCAGGUUGUGUUGUGGGUCAGCAUCGCUCCGGGCCAGAACCUCCUGAUCUGGGGAACGCCAAGCACUGCCCAGCACUCUGCACUGAGCUUUGGGGUUUGACCUUACAUAUCACUUUCCAAGAUAACCCUUCCUCCUGAUCAGCUCUCUGCUUUGGGUCUCUGUGUGGGCAACAACCUGGUACUUGAAAAAAGGUGAAAAAAAUAUUUGACCUUCUGCUUCUCAGGCACCCGGGCUCUGGGGCUGGAUGGGCUCUGGGAUGGAUGAGCUCUGGGGCUGGAUGGGCUCCGGGCUGGAUGGGCUCUGGGAUGGAUGAGCUCUGGGGCUGGAUGGGCUCCGGGAUGGAUGGGUUCUGGGGUGGAUGGGCUCCAGGCUGGAUAGGCUCCAGGAUGGAUGGGUUCUGGGCUGGAUGGGCCCCACUGCCUCUGCUGACUGCCUGCAUACAAAGCAGAGCAAUUAUUUCCCAGGCUUGGUUUUAGAAGUCUGUUUUGGUGGAUCUAGAGAAGCCAAAACGGCAACUCAAGGCCUGGAAAAUGUAAGGCUUUCUGGGUUUAGGGUUUUUUUUUCCCAUUACGUGUUGUGCUUCGUAUAAUGUAGUUGGAGAGAGUGUUGUUUUUCAACAAUGGGCCAAAACAGAGAUGAAGGCAGAGAGGGAGGCCAGCUCCCUACUAAUACUUGAUAUACCAACCUUCAUACAGGGUAAAUAUUUAGCAGUUUGUAGCAGAAAUAAUGGAUGGCCUCUUCCUUUCAAAGGCACUGUAGUAACCUUCCUUUGUAAGCAGACUUCAACAGCCUUUCUCUCCAGGCAGAGUCUUGCAAUUUGAAUCCCUGAAGUCCAACUGGGUUGGACUCAUGAGUGUGCCAAACUGCUGGAGCAAUACUUCUGAGCAGCAGGUUCCUCAACAGACCAGCUCGAUGUAGCCAAAACAGGGCAAUUACUGAAACCCAUCUCUGCUAUGUUUGAAAGGUUCACGGUGAUGUCGUGGUGCUGCUGUAACGUAGGGAAGUUGGGUCUCCGGGUCUGGAAAUGUUGGUUUUCUCUUGCUCUGAAAGCACAGCCCUGCAGUGGUGGGCAAGGGCUGUGCUAGGGUUGGGAUGUUUGUUAACAGCAGUUGAUUCGUGGUGGGAUGGAAUGUUCUUGCUAAACAAGUUUCCAUUGUCUCAUGUCUUCUACACCAAUAUAUAUAUGGUGUAUAUAUUGAACUGUGUAAAGUUGUACUUUGUAUAUAUAACUCUGUACAAUAUGGAGGUACAGCCUUUUUCCUUUUGGUACAGUAUUGUACAGUAUUAGGAGUAUCUGUGUUGGAAAUGUUAAAUCCAUACUGGGACAACAAAAUGUAUCCAUUGUCAUUAGCAAUAGUUUUGGAGAAAUAAAUGUUUUGGGUAUGGUG
This is a messenger RNA of Colius striatus (speckled mousebird), 9641 nucleotides long. RefSeq names its product SLIT-ROBO Rho GTPase activating protein 2 (gene SRGAP2). Gene Ontology annotation, cellular component: cytoplasm. Gene Ontology annotation, biological process: negative regulation of cell migration; signal transduction. The coding region runs from base 554 to 3778 and encodes 1074 amino acids. The transcript has 23 exons. The record is from RefSeq and is a predicted model, not a curated record. Gene Ontology annotation, molecular function: protein binding. Lineage: Eukaryota; Metazoa; Chordata; Aves; Coliiformes; Coliidae.